Messenger RNA from Sphenostylis stenocarpa, 1125 nucleotides. The record is from the annotation of a GenBank genome assembly. Lineage: Eukaryota; Viridiplantae; Streptophyta; Magnoliopsida; Fabales; Fabaceae.
AUGAUGAAAUCAACCUUCCCAAUCUUCAGGACCGAACCAUUUUCCCUCUCAACAACACCUCUGAAACCCUUCAAGGCUUCCGUCAAACCCCCACCGCAAGAUUUCGAUUACAGACGAGAGAUCUCGGAGGAGUCUAGGACCGCCAUAGCCCAUUCUCACCCGGAGUUGCUGGACUUGGCCGACAAUGGGAGCUUGGUCUUGAUCCAGAAAAAUCGAUUUGGCCCAGUCCCUUCUUGGAGGACCGAAUUCGUGGAACCUGAAUCCAUUUGGUUGAUAGGAACUACUCAUGUUUCCAAGGAUUCGGCUAUGGAGGUUGAACGCGUGGUUCGUGCUUUGAGGCCUGAUAAUGUUGUUGUAGAGCUCUGCAGAAGCAGAGCUGGGAUCAUGUAUGUUUCUGCGGACGAAGAGCUUGGGAAACAAUUGCGUUCGAACAUGUUCUCCUUGAGUGGCACCGGAUUUUUUGGAGCUGUUGGUCGUAGCAUAAACCUAGGCGGUCAAACAGCGUUAGCAUUACGAUUACUUUUGGCUGCUUUUUCAUCAAAGAUUUCUUCAGAUAUUAAUCGCCCUUUCGGUGAUGAGUUUCGAGCUGCUCGAAAAGCUUCGGAGGAAGUUGGUGCACAAAUAGUUUUAGGAGAUCGACCAAUUGAAAUAACGCUUCAAAGAGCAUGGAAGACUAUGAAAUGGAUUGAGAAAUUAAGUUUAGUGUUAUCAGUUUUUCGUGGUAUAGCAUCUCCAUCUAAUAGUUCUGUAAAUAAGCUAAAGGAAACACGUUCGGGUGAUGAUAAAUUUCAACUUUAUGAGCAGCUGAGUUUAUCAUUUCCUUCUUUACUUUCACCUCUCAUACAUGAACGAGAUACAUAUCUUGCAUGGUCAUUGAAGCGUAGCAAAGCUGUGAAUAACAGUAAAAGGGUUGUGGGUGUGAUUGGAAAAGGCCAUAUGAACGGUGUGAUAUAUGCACUGUUAUGUGAUACAGGGAAUUUGAGAUUUAGAGACCUUGUAGGUAAAGAUUCAAAUGAUGGAGGUUCUGGUAGUUGGAUUGAUGACCUAAUCAAGAGUUUAGUGAGGGAUACAAUCAUUGGCAUAUUCUUAUGGGCCUUAUACGAAUUCAUAAAUGGAAGAGCAUAA